AAGGUGAUCUCACGCAAUGCUCGACCCCACCCAGCUAGCAGACAAACUAUACUAUUAUAUAACCCAGCACCAGGUUGCAGCUGACGUGAUAUGUUCAGACCUCAUCAGGCGAGAUAGAGCUCUCAAUACGGUCGACCAAACUGCCAGUCUUGGAAUUCCGGGAGUCACACCCUUGUUCGGUCCCACACGCACUGUGAGCAACGAAGAAGUCGAUGGAAUUAUCGCGCAGUAUGACAGAAUGCUGGCUCAUGAACCCAGAACCUACAAAGACUUCUUCCAUCGACUACAAUAUGCUGCUGCGGCUGCCAUGUUUUUCCUUUUGCACAAGGUCACACCGGCGGUUAGUCAUGAUAGAAGCUGUUUCAAACAGUACAGCACCCAGAUGGCUAAGCUGCAUUGGAUUUUCCAUGCUCAUCGCGCCGCGAUGUUUGCAAUACCAACAUCUGGCCUUAUCAACCGACCUCAGGCAAUUAGCCUCCUUGGAAACAUUCAUCAGUUACUUGCAAGGCGGUUCAUCAUACACGCAUCAAAUCCGAGGCAAGCAUGGAAGAUUACAACAUGCAAACAUACGGCAGACAGUAUCUUGUACGGCGCCACGUUCGAGGAUACAGCUAUGGAGCUCACGGAAGAGGAGCUAGUCGACACGAUGGUGCAAAGCCAGCUCGUCAACUGACUGUUCCUCUGUAUUCACUUCACACACUAUGUCGGACAUUAUUAUUUUAUAUUGUGGGACAUUAUUAUAUUAUAUCGUGCUCGGAACGACACUCAGUACACCAAUGCGCAGGCGAUUUUCC
Molecule: messenger RNA, 794 nt
Organism: Phanerochaete carnosa HHB-10118-sp
Lineage: Eukaryota; Fungi; Basidiomycota; Agaricomycetes; Polyporales; Phanerochaetaceae
Exons: 3
Coding region: 17-673 (218 amino acids)
Source: RefSeq, a predicted model, not a curated record